This is a messenger RNA of Pseudogymnoascus verrucosus, 811 nucleotides long. RefSeq lists its product as uncharacterized. Gene Ontology annotation, molecular function: ribonuclease III activity. Gene Ontology annotation, biological process: RNA processing. Lineage: Eukaryota; Fungi; Ascomycota; Leotiomycetes; Thelebolales; Thelebolaceae. The record is from RefSeq and is a predicted model, not a curated record. The transcript is spliced from 2 exons. The coding region runs from base 179 to 655 and encodes 158 amino acids.
CUACAUUCACUUCGAUAUUUCUCGCAUUCCCAGGAAUUAUUUGCCGUCACAAACAAAUAUUCACCUUUGCACGACUUAUUCAUCCAUUUGCUCUAUUGCAAUUAGGAUUUAAUCGCUGAGCCCGCUUCAGUUUCUUCCACAGAAACAUCAUCGCUUUUACACGGAAAAAUCGCCCGCAAUGGCUUUCAACAAUCGAACGACACUGAUCACCUCUGGGGAACUUCUUACCGGCUACAUGUUUCUCGACUCUGAGAUACUAUGGGAAGCAUUGCAGGCCAGCGGUUCUAAUACGGCACACAUGUACCCUGAAGGAAACAAACGGCUUGCUAUGAUAGGCGAUGCGGCGCUUAAACUCGCGAUCCUCGACGGGCUCCGGUCUCGAAAUUUGCCUAGAGGUUCCAUGGACAGUAUUGUCCAGAGGAUUGUUAACAACAUAAACCUUGAGAGGGUCGGACGGCGAAUCCAUCUCGAGGACCUCGUGAACAGGAACCCGUCCCAGCAAGGCGAUGUACCUCCACGCACCGUGUCAGAUACGCUUGAGGCAAUUCUAGGUGCCGUCCAUCUCGAUUCUGGCAGUGACCUUGGGGCUGUGCGGCUGGUGAUGGCGAACCUCGGACUGUGGCCGGAGGAGUCGCAGCCGUCGGCGUCCUUGUAAUUGCGAUACUAGGACAGGUUGUGGAUUAUUGCUUAUUUGAGUUGGUGUAUUCUGCGAUGAUUUUUGGGCGGAGACUUCCUCUGAAAAUUUAACUUGGCAAUCAGUCUCGACAUUAUUGUGGAUGUUGACUGGCAAGAUGAAAUUUUCCGAGAGAGG